Molecule: messenger RNA, 1259 nt
Organism: Terrapene triunguis (Three-toed box turtle)
Lineage: Eukaryota; Metazoa; Chordata; Testudines; Emydidae
Gene: PDYN
Product: prodynorphin
Exons: 5
Coding region: 335-1123 (262 amino acids)
Biological process (GO): chemical synaptic transmission; sensory perception; neuropeptide signaling pathway
Cellular component (GO): axon terminus; neuronal cell body; plasma membrane
Molecular function (GO): opioid receptor binding
Source: RefSeq, a predicted model, not a curated record
GCGUCUCCUGCUCUCUGGUCCCUGCUGGUUUCUUUCAUUUGAGACUUACUGGGAAGAAAGAGAGGGAAAGUUGGUAAUUAUCAAUAGCUCGAUGUGCAGGGAAAGAGGAGGUGGAGUGUGUGGCAGGGGGAAAGUACAACUAACCCUUGGCUGUGAAUAAAAACCUGCAUUUCAAUAGCAAGCGCAGGUGGAAGCUUUAGAACAAGUGAAGAGGAUUGUUCCGUAUACAGCGUCGGAAGGUCAAGCUCUGGGAGCUUGACUCCAUCUCAAAGACGUUACCGAGCCGACGAAGGCUUUCUGACAGUUGGAAAACAGGAAGUGCCCACUGCGCAGAAUGGAGUGGCAGGUUCUGGUGUUGGCUCUUUGCAUGGGUUUGGCUCAUUCGGCCUCUGCAGACUGUGCAGCCCAGUGCUCCAUGUGUGCCGUGCAGACCCAGGAUUUGGAGAAGCCCAUCAGUCCCCUGAUCUGUUCGCUGGAGUGUCAGGGCUCCUUGCUGUCCCGCGCGGAGUGGGAGAGGUGCCAGACUGCUCUGGCUCUCCUCACCCCGCUGAUGGCAGUGGUGGAGGGCCAGGGCCUGUCCCCUCUGGAGGCUGAGGCGAAGGCAGAGCCAAAAGGGAGCCCCAUCUCCGGCGAGCUCCCCAGCGGCCUGGUCAAACGCUACGGUGGCUUCAUGAAGAAACUGGACAAGAACAAGAUUUUCUCCCUCUUGCGUGAGAACGCCCACAGCAAAGGCGGCAUGACUAAGAAGUACGGUGGCUUCUUCCGCAAGCCGGGGGAGAGGGCGGCCUCUGAGGUGGUGGAGGACUACCCAGAGCUGGAGGCCAGGGAGACAGGCGACCACGGGGAAGAACCUGAGGAAGGAAACCUCAAGGACGAGAUGAAGCGCUACGGGGGCUUUCUCCGCAAGUACCCCAAGCGGAGCUCGGUGCUGGUGCCCGAGGGGGAGGGCCAGGAGCUGGAGGACCUGCACAAGCGCUACGGGGGCUUCAUGCGCAGGAUCCGCCCCAAGCUCAAAUGGGACAAUCAGAAGCGCUACGGGGGCUUCCUGCGGCGCCAGUUCAAGGUGACGACGCGGUCGGAUGAGGACCCCAACGCCUACUCGGGGGAGGUCUUGGACCUAUAGAACCCCCCCGACAGUCGGAAUACUUCCAGUAUGGACUGCAUCGCUCCUCCCGCGCCACAUCACCCUCCUGUGCUCAGCCAAGCAUCCCAGGCAUCACACACCGACCCAGACGCACCACCCCGCUGCUGCUUCCCUG